Molecule: messenger RNA, 246 nt
Organism: Meloidogyne enterolobii
Lineage: Eukaryota; Metazoa; Nematoda; Chromadorea; Rhabditida; Meloidogynidae
Source: the annotation of a GenBank genome assembly
UUUUUUUUAUUUUAAUGAGUUUAAUUUUUGUUUUAUUUUUAUUUAUAUCGUGGAAGGAGAUUGUAUUGACUGACCCGGCUAAUCCUGCCCAAAGGAAGCCUAAAUGGAGAACCGUUUUUAGCAACAAAACUUGCUCAUCCGAAAACUUUCCAUGCCCCGAUAUUUUGAAUUUGUUAAAGAAAAUAAAUAAAUGUAAUGGGUAAGUUAAUGAAGUUUGGAUUAAUAAGUAUAGAUAGGUUUCUGAUA